This is a messenger RNA of Fibroporia radiculosa, 2829 nucleotides long. RefSeq lists its product as uncharacterized. Gene Ontology annotation, biological process: purine nucleobase catabolic process. Gene Ontology annotation, molecular function: allantoinase activity. The record is from RefSeq and is a predicted model, not a curated record. Lineage: Eukaryota; Fungi; Basidiomycota; Agaricomycetes; Polyporales; Fibroporiaceae. The transcript is spliced from 18 exons. Gene Ontology annotation, cellular component: cytoplasm. Bases 1 to 2829 code for a protein of 942 amino acids.
AUGGAGAAAACGUUGCCCAUCCAUACUCCGCCAUCUCCAAGGUCUACCAGAGGUGGCGCCGUCAGGUUUGCUAAGUUUGUCUACCUUGCUGCGUUCCUAGGGACUGCUGCGUAUAUUUUGUCUGAAGCAUACGGAUUCUAUUACGCGGUCCAUAAGACAGCUCCUCCUCACGUAGCCGCUGCCCUCGCACGUUGCCGUUCUCUCAGUUUACCCGCUGGUCCUGCUCCAAAUUUCCACCACCGCAAGGAGUCGGAUCGUUUCGUCCCUGGCACAAAACCACAUCUGCUCAAAAAUGCUAGGAUCUGGACCGGUGCAGACAAUGGCACCGAAGUCAUUCACGCCGACGUCCUCCUCGAUAAGGGCUUGAUUAAGGGCAUUGGGCACGUCAGUCGUUCCUCCCUCCAAGCGUACAAAGACGACCUCGUUGUCAUCGACGUGAAGGGCGCUUGGGUCACCCCAGGUAUCGUUGACUUGCACUCGCACAUCGGUGACUCGUCCAGUCCUGCCCUAGAAGGCGCGAGUGGAGACGAGAAUUCUAUCCAGGGCCCGAUUCAGCCCUGGCUCAGAUCUCUGGAUGGACUCAAUACCCACGAUGAGUCGUAUGCACUCUCCAUCUCAGGUGGUGUCACGACUGCGCUCGUCUUGCCGGGUUCCGCCAAUGCUAUCGGUGGACAAGGGUUCACAAUCAAACUCCGCAAAACGUCAGAACGUACUCCGAGUUCCAUGCUACUUGAACCACCUUUCCAAAUCAACUCUUCUUUCUUGGAAACCGCAGAACGACCCAGAUGGCGUCAGAUGAAACAUGCCUGUGGAGAGAACCCGAGCCGAGUAUACGACUUCACUCGGAUGGAUACUGUAUGGGCAUUCCGCGAGGCGUACAACAAAGCGAGACAAAUCAAGGAGUCGCAAGAUGCCUAUUGUGCUGAUGCGCUUGCUGGUAACCAUGCUGUUCUGGGCAACACGCCAUUCCCGGAAGACCUCCAGUGGGAGGCACUCGUGGAUGUUCUCCGAGGAAGAGUCAAGGUGCAAGUCCAUUGUUACGAGACCGUGGACCUGGACGACAUCGUGCGGUUGACGAACGAGUUCCAAUUCCCCAUCGCUGCUUUCCAUCACGCCCAUGAAGCAUAUUUGGUGCCUGACACACUGAAGAAGGCCUACGAUCAUCCCCCUGCGGUCGCCAUGUUUGCUACGCAUGCAAGGUACAAGCGCGAGGCCUACCGAGGCUCUGAGUUUGCUCCCAGAAUUCUUGCACAGAAUGGAUUAAGCGUUGUCAUGAAGAGCGAUCAUCCCGUGCUCGACUCUAGGCAUCUCCUGUAUGAGGCUCAGCAAGCAUAUGUGUAUGGGCUACCGGAGAACUUGGCUAUUGCUGCUGUUACUAGUACAUCAGCCGAAAUUAUGGGCAUGGGCCAUCGUGUUGGUUAUAUUAAAGAAGGCUGGGAUGCCGAUUUGGUAAUCUGGGACAGCCAUCCUCUCGCCCUUGGCGCGACACCGAAACAAGUGUUCAUUGAUGGCAUUCCUCAGCUGGAGAACCCAUAUGUUAUUGGCAAGCCCUCGUCGUUCCAACAGAAGCCACGCGUCCCCAACUUCGACAAAGAGGCUGCGGAUGCAAUUAAAUACGAGGGCCUUCCCCCACUGGAGCCUAAGAAGGCUGACUCCGAUGUCGUUCUAUUCACAAACGUCAAGAACGUGUUCAGGCGUGAAGGAGGUGAAGUUCGUGAGGCUUCUAUUGGUCAAGAUGAACAUGGCGUGGUAGUGGUGGAAAACGGCUCCAUCACAUGCUCCGGAAAAUAUGCCGCCUGCAUCACUCCGUCGCUCCUCGCGGACGCUCAGGUUAUCGACACUCGCGGUGGUUCUGUUGCGCCUGGGUUGGCCACCUUCGGUGCUCCACUUGGCCUAGAAGAAAUCGCGGGAGAAUCGUCGACCAAAGAUGGCAACGUAUAUGAUCCUCUCCUUCAGACCGUUCCGUCUGUUGUUGGUGGAAAUGGUGCACUCAUUCGUGCCGCGGACGGCCUUCAAUUUGGUGGGCGCGAUAGUGUGACCAAAGCUAUUACCGCUCCAGAGCAUAGCGGUUUCUUCGCAGGUCUCAGCACAUCAUUCUAUACCGGCGCUCUCAACAAACUUGAAGAAGGUGCAGUGAUUCAGAAUGUGAACGCUGUGCACGUCACCGUCAGACACUUUGGCGGCGCGCCGAGUAUUAGCACUCAGAUUGCGGCCCUCAGAAGACUACUAACCGAGUCAGUCGAGGGUGAAGCCGGAAAGUGGUUCAAGGAUGUCAGCGAGGGAAAAGUUACUCUGGCAGUCGAAGCAGAUAGCGCGGACGUCAUCGCUACAUUGAUAGUUCUGAAAAAAGAAGUGGAGGCAAAGUUCGGCAGCACAGUGAAGAUGACCAUAACCGGCGCACUCGAGGCACACAUUCUUGCUCAAGAGCUGGCCGAGGCCAACGUCGGCAUCAUCCAAGUCCCCACCCGACCAUUCCCUACUACAUGGGAACGACUCCGGAUCCUUCCCGGAAACCCUCUAACCGAGCAAAGCUCCCUUGCUGUACUGCUCUCUCACAAUGUUACUGUGGGUAUUGGUAUCGAAGAAUCGUGGAGCGCUCGCAACACUCGCUUCGACAUCGGCUGGGCUGCUUUGGAAGCCGGGGGCCUCAUCUCGAAAGAGCAAGCAAUCGCCCUCGGCUCAACGAACGUCGAGACGCUGCUGGGUGGUGAAGUCGAGGCUGAGGGUCUGCACGACAUGGUAGUCACCGAAGGGGGUGACUUGCUGGAUCUCGAGAGCAAGGUCAUUGCGAUCAUUUCCCCGAGACGUAGCCUGGUUCACCUGCUAUAG